This is a messenger RNA of Alosa sapidissima (American shad), 1773 nucleotides long. It is a transcript of the gene trmt61a, whose product is annotated as tRNA methyltransferase 61A. Bases 424 to 1395 code for a protein of 323 amino acids. The record is from RefSeq and is a predicted model, not a curated record. Gene Ontology annotation, cellular component: nucleus; tRNA (m1A) methyltransferase complex. Gene Ontology annotation, biological process: tRNA methylation. The transcript has 4 exons. Lineage: Eukaryota; Metazoa; Chordata; Actinopteri; Clupeiformes; Clupeidae.
GAUCAUGUUUUAUUUGAGAUGUACGCGUUUUAGAAUCACCCGUUUUCAUGGGUCAGAGGAAACCUUUGACAAGUUAAAAUUACGCAGUAAACACUCGGUAGUUUUCUUUGACAGCUUUGCAUCGCUCUGUGCCUUUAAACUUUCAGUUGACGUCAUCACACUGCGUCCACCAUGCAAGACUGUUCAGGCUACACACGUUUCUUCCUAGAUAGUGCAGUGUUUUCUUUACAUUGACCCUGCAUUAUCUAAUCAAACAAAUCUUACAAUUAUUUACCUAUUUCUAUUGUGUUUUGCUGUAUGACUCGUUAGUUUGUAGAUAUCCGUUUAAGUGUAUUGGCAUUUUACUCUCAAAAACUCAACAAGCCACCUGGACUGGUGGCCAUCAUUCUGGCUGGUAGCAAACAUCAAACUUAAAGCGCCACCAUGAGUUUUGUGGAGUACUCGGAGGUGGUCCAGGAGGACGACGUGGUGAUCGUGUUCCUGGGGCACGACGCCAUGAUGCCCGUGCACGUGCGCAGCGGAGCGCAGACGCAGACGCGCUACGGCGCCAUCCGCCACUCCAGCGACCUGAUUGGCCGGCGCUUCGGCUCCAAGGUGACGUGCAGCAAGGGGGGGUGGGUGUACGUGCUGCACCCCACGCCUGAGCUCUGGACCCUCAACCUGCCCCACCGCACGCAGAUCCUCUACAGCACCGACAUCGCCACCAUCACACUCAUGCUCGACCUCAAGCCCGGGGCCGUGGUGUGUGAGUCGGGUACGGGCAGUGGGUCGCUCUCUCAUGCCAUCCUGCGGACCAUCGCGCCGACUGGUCACCUGCACACGGUGGAGUUCCACACUGAGCGCGCUCAGAAGGCGCGGGAGGAGUUCGGCCGCCACCGCGUGGGUCACCUGGUAACCGUGCGCAACCAGGACGUCUGUCGCCAGGGCUUCGGAGUGGAGGGCGUGGCCGACGCAGUCUUCCUGGACAUACCCUCGCCCUGGGAGGCCAUCCAGCACGCCAAGGCCGCCAUCAAGAGACAAGGUGGCCGUGUGUGUUCCUUCUCCCCGUGCAUUGAGCAGGUGUGUGUGUGUGUGUGUGUGUGUGUGUGUGUGUGUGCAGGUGGCCGUGUGUGUUCCUUCUCCCCGUGCAUUGAGCAGGUGCAGCAGACGUGUGCGGCUCUGGUGGCUUCAGGGCUCCAGGAGCUGCUGACGCUGGAGGUUCUGCUGCGUGUGCACGACGUCCGCUCAGUCACACUCCCACUGCCAGACUUCGGCCCGGAGGACGACCAACACACACACACACACACCCAGCCUGCCCCCGGCAACGCCCUGGUAACCGUGAAGACCGCCACACCCCCACGGGAGAUGGCAGGACACACUGGCUACCUCACAUUUGCCACCAAAGUACGAGAGUAACACACACACACACACACACAAAACAAAGCUCUUACUUUAAAUAGUAUUCUAAGUGGUGAGGGGAAGGGUCAGUCCAGCUUACAGAUAGAGUAAGCUCACACACACACACACACACCGACUCAUACACACUCACCUGAUGCUAUGAAUAGGGUGGUCAUUUCCUUCCUCUCUGCACACACACACACACACACACACACACACAAACAAAUAUACACACACUCACACACACACACAAAUAUACACACACUCACACACAAACACACACAUAGGCACAUUUUUUUUUUAUGAGUGUUUUAUUUAUAAGAGGGCAGAUGCUUCUAUGUUGUUAAACUGUAGAGGCGUGUGUGUUUUAUUCUGAAAUAAAAAGCAAACUUGUUA